Messenger RNA from Hordeum vulgare subsp. vulgare (domesticated barley), 3194 nucleotides. Its product is annotated as membrane protein of ER body-like protein. The transcript is spliced from 10 exons. Bases 266 to 2926 code for a protein of 886 amino acids. The record is from RefSeq and is a predicted model, not a curated record. NCBI's taxonomy places the organism in Eukaryota, Viridiplantae, Streptophyta, Magnoliopsida, Poales, Poaceae.
UUAAACGAUCUUUGCCCUGCCUCUCAUCCUGCAAAAGUCAAGCCUCAUCUCUGCAUUUGAAAACGCCCCAUUGAUUUCAUCAACAGCACUAGAUUAAUCCGUUGGUUUCUUGUCCACACACACCACGCAUGGCCGCUAGCAUAGCAUAGCAUAGAGAUUGAGGCUGCGCCAGUGGUAUAAAAAGCCCGGCUCCUCCAUUGAGAUUGGGCAGAGCAGAGCAGGACCUAGGCUAGAGAGAAGAUCUUUAGCACCGUACUUUGUGAGGAUGAUGGAGGUGGCGGUGGAGAGCCCGCAGCCGGUGGCGUGGGACCAGUUCAGGGAGGAGGUGGAGAUCAUGGAGGAGGAAGGCGGCGGCGCUGCUGCCGCCGUUGCUGCUGCUGCUGCUGCAGGGGAGCUGCUGACCAGGGAGAUCAAGAAGAGGCUGCUGGACCAUGGGAAUGGCCAUGGCCAUGCCAAUGGAGGAGGAGCAGAGGAGCUCAAGGCCGCCGAGGACGAGGAGGAGGCUCCUGAAGACCCCAAGGUUGACAAGCCUCCUCAAGGCCAUGCCAAUGGAGGAGAAGCAGAGGAGGUCAAGCCUCCUCAAGCAGAGGGUGACAAGGAGGAGGAGGCUCCUCCUGAAGAGCCCAAGGUUGCUGAAGAUGAGCAGCAGCAGCGGCACAAGAGUAUCUUCUUCGAUGCAGCCAAAGGGUUAUGGAAGUGCCGGCACUGCGAUUGGACGUACCGCUUGAGUAGUCCGUGUGGAAAUGGUACCGUAGAUCAUCGAGGCUAUCGCCACCAAAUCGAACGGAAUAUCGAAUCGUUAGUUGAGAAGAAAGGAUUGUCUGACGGUUCACCGAACAAAGUUCCUGAUAUUAUUACUCAGGUAAGUGCCAGAUAUCUGGUCACGGGAACGACGCGAUCCGGUCCCGAAAAGGAAGACGCAAACCGAAAUCCGAGUCUGAAAGGCAAAGAGCUUGAAGCACAUGAAAAUGGCAGUGUUCAAGAAAUCAACCAUGGUCCAAGCAACGGCAAGUUAGAAAAUGGAUCGCCUUUGAGCGGCUCACAUCAGGUCCUCAACGGCGCUGAACCUAAGACAGAGUACCUGUUUGAAAUCAACAAGACUGAAAUUUACCCCAGUGAUCAUGUCACCGAGGCUCAACCGAAGGUCGAAGAGUACGACCUCGAGAAGAUUUUGGACCAGCAAGAAACUCAUGACCUGUUCUGUCCCAACUGCAAGUCGUGCAUAACUCGGAGGGUGAUCCUGAAGAAGAGGAAGAGGACAGUAAGAACAACAACAACACCAGAUGGACCGUCAAAGAGACCGUACACUGAAGAAGUGCCACUGCCUUCUGCCACUGAAGUAGAUGAGCAAGAAUCACCCGAAGUGUUCAGAUGUUUGUCAUGCUUCUCCUUCUUCAUUCCAACAGGAUGCAGUUUCAACAUAUUCCGUAUAUUUGGGAGGAGGGAUGUGGGCGGACAACCUGAUGUUCUGCCUCCUCCUGCAUCAAAGGACACGCCUCCUCGCUCUGAAAAUUGCACAAGCUGGCUUCUGUCUUGUUUCCAGCCAGGAGAUAGCCCAAACCAACCUGCUCCUGCUGCUGAUUCAGUGACGGUGCCACUGCUGUCCGGUACACCGAGCUCAGACGAUACAACCACGAUAGCUGAAUCUAGCACAUCAUAUGUUCAUCAUAGUCAUGGCACGGUUGUAAAACCAGAGCAUUUGGCAGUUGAAUCACAUUCAGAGAACCAAGCUACUACAGAUCCAGCGACGAUGCCACUGCAGUCAGUGACACAGAACUCCAAUGAUACAACCACUAAAACUGAAUCCAGCACAUCCUAUGUUCAUCAUAGUCAGGGCACAGUUGCUAACCCAGAGCACUCGACUGUCGAGUCAUCGUCGGGGCAUCAGACCACCACAAUCACCACAACUACAACCACGAAAGCAACUGCUUCAUCAUCCUCCACAAACACAUCGUCUCACACGGCGUCUGCUACAGGUUUCUUCCACACAGACACACUGGAAGUGGUAACCGGUGAAAUGCCUCCCUCAAAGCCUGACGGUGGUGCAAUCCACCACCUACUUGGCCAUGAAGAUGUUCGCAGAACUGCAAUGACUACCUCCGAGAAUGGCUUUACAACCCAUUCAGUUCACACAUCAGGAAUGAAGGUCGAUGGCCCGAAUGUGACGAAUGUCGCGAGGGGCGACAUAUCAACCUCGCCGAUUCCUCAAGCAACAGAUCCACAUCAUUUAGUGGUAUCAGUCCCUGAACAAGUGAAUCCGACUCCUCCUAGACCCCAACAGAGGGAUGACUGGGAUAUACUGAAAGCCAUAGUGUAUGGAGGCUUAGUGGAGUCUGUCACCAGCCUCUCCGUUGUUUCGGCAGCCGCAUCAAGCGGCGCAAAAACAUUGGAUAUAUUCAUCUUGGGCAUGGCCAACCUUAUUGGUGGACUUCCUCUCAUUUUUCACAAUAUCGCUGAUCUGAGAGACAUCCGUGAUGUGGACGGGGGUAACGAGCGAGUCGGACACUACUGGCUGCAGCUAGGAAGGCGGUCGAAAGCCCGGCUGCACAUGAUCCUGGCACUGCUGUCAUACAUCGUGUUCGGGCUACUUCCACCGGUCAUCUACGGGUUGUCGUUCCGCGAGAGCAACGACAGGGAGAACAAGAUGAUGGCCGUCGCCGGUGCUUCGCUCGCCUGCAUCGCUCUGCUGGCACUCGGAAAGGCGCAUGUCAAGACGGCACCCAGGACAUACUUCAAGACCCUCAUGUACUACCUGACCAUCGCCGUGAGCUCGUCGGGGCUGUCGUACGUCGCCGGGGUGCUGAUCACGCGGCUCCUGGAGCACUUUGGUGUGAUCGAGCAAGGCGCGUCGGCUGCUCCUGCUCCUCCAGGCAUGUCGUUCCCUCAUUCAGUGGGUGCUCAGACAUCUGCAUGGGCAUCAUUCUGAAGUCUGAUGUCUGAAACUUUGAAGUUCAUGGGAACAUUCCUGCAAAAAAAGGAAGACAUGUAUGAGUAGUCCAAAGAGCAAGUGCCUGAAGAUAUGCAGGGGGUGCAGCCUGAACAUCUUCCUGCACAUCAAGAUGGUAGAAACAUACACAAAGUUGUACUAGGGUGAGCCACUUAUUUUUGGACGGAGGGUGUACAACAUAAUUACAACAGAUGUCUCGCUGAGCUUCGUAUUUAUUUUUCAGUAAUUUAAUAUUCCGUAAUGGAAA